Durotheca rogersii is the source of this 1220-nucleotide messenger RNA. RefSeq names its product Prefoldin, subunit 4. Gene Ontology annotation, biological process: protein folding. The coding region runs from base 129 to 533 and encodes 134 amino acids. The transcript is spliced from 4 exons. Gene Ontology annotation, cellular component: cytoplasm; prefoldin complex. The record is from RefSeq and is a predicted model, not a curated record. NCBI's taxonomy places the organism in Eukaryota, Fungi, Ascomycota, Sordariomycetes, Xylariales, Xylariaceae.
CCUAACCUAUAAUCUCUGCAGGUAGGCCGAUAAGCUUCCUCGCCGCAAAACAUAUCGGGUUCGUUUUGCUUGCCCCGUCGACUCUAGAAAUAACUUCAAUUUUCAAGGGAAUCCCCAAGGAGCCCGUCAUGAACCGGCGUAUGCUUACCAAGGAAGAUGAGGCGGCCGGCGACGAGGUCGAGGUCCGUAGGGAGGACCAGGAUAAGAUCAACAAAUUCAGUCGUCUGCAUCAGCAAGAGCUAAACCUAGAAGAAGAGCUCAAGGCGAAGAAUAAGGAGAAGGAAGAACUCGACGACAUCACUACUGAACUCGAACUAGCAGACGAGGAUGAGACGGUACCAUAUAAAAUUGGCGAUGCGUUCUUCCAUCUGCCGCUACCGCAAGCCCAGGAAAUGCUGGCAUCGUCAACGUCGCGGGUGGAGGGCGAGGUGUCAGCACUCGAAGACAAACUCGGCACGCUUAAAGACGAGAUGACGCAGCUCAAGGUAGAGCUGUACGCACGUUUUGGACGUAGCAUCAACCUCGAGACAUAGCAUCUGGGCACCGGGCCUCAGUAUGGUAUCCCAGGGAUGUCUCCCACUCCCGCGCCGCACAUCCUGUACAAGGCCCUACGUCCGAGAUAAUAGGUACCCACAUAUCUACCGUCCAAAGACUCCGGCAGGUAUCAGCACAGCCUUGCCGUGUCUGUCGACGCAGGUUCCCAAUCGAAUCGAACAAUUUCACAUAAGGGGAAGGACGGUCGAAGUCAGAAGGACACGGGCGAAUAUAGAUGGGUUGGAUAAACCUCACGUUCGGUUUGGUGCUGCGCAAUGCUCCUAUGCAACGUCAGCAAUGACGUACGGUGGACUCUACAGGUGGACGACGUCGUACGGAAUUCUCACGUGUGGCCACAGAACCUGCCUAGGAGAGUGCCUUAUCGUAUUCCCAGCAACGGGGCGUGCUUCCCAGCUCGAAUUCUCUUAUCUCCUGUGCUGCACCCUUUGCGCAAUCUGGUCAGGUACCUUACCUCACCUAGGUUCCUGCCUAGGUACCUACCUACAUCGUAGGUGCAAGCUACAACCGCGAGCCUUAUGUACCUAAGGAUGUACCUUAGACUCUUAACUGCCCCUAAGCCUGUAGGUACAUUCUACGACACCAGCCUUUAUAGGUAUCAAGAGGUUACUUACCUCAGGUGCCUACCCACCAGAUGAGCUAAGUAGCGAAGACUACCAAGUAGCGCU